AUGGUUUCUUCAAUUGAUUUACAAGCUUUAAAAGUAUUUCUUAAUGGUCCAAUCACUCAUGAUAUGAUCCAUAAGAUUGUUGUUGCUACUUUACAAGUUAUCCCUUGUGAAGACACCAAAAGUAAAACUUAUACUUCAUCUAAUAAUACUAUUAAACAAUUACCUUCAUUAAUGACAUUUUUAACUAAAUUAGUGAAAUAUACUAAUGUUUAUACUGGUACAUUAAUGGCAACAUUAAUUUAUUUACAAAAAUUGAAAUCAAGAUUACCUAAAAAUGCUCAUGGAUUACCUUGUACUAGACAUAGAAUUUUAUUGAGUUGUUUAAUUUUAUCAUCUAAAUUUCAUAAUGAUUCAUCACCCAAAAAUAAACAUUGGGCUAAAUAUACCGAUGGAUUAUUUAAUGUCAAAGAUAUUAAUUUAAUGGAAAGACAAUUGAUUUUCUUGUUGAAUUGGGAUUUAAAAGUUACUAAUGAAGAAAUGUGUCAAUCUUUACAAAGCUUUUUGGAACCAAUCAAAACUGAUAUUAUUAAACAAGAAAAAUUCCAAAAAUAUCUUCAACAAAAAAAUCAAGAAACCAAACAAAUGGCCAAUGCUGCCGUUGCUGUAUCCAUUUCUGCUACAACUACUCCUGUCACUUUAUCAAGAUCAAGUACAAGUACCAGUACAAGUUCACUUGUUUCUUCAGCAAGCAGUUGUUCUGGACGUUCUUCAAGAUCUUCAUCAAUUUCCCCAGAUCAUUUAUCACCAAUGCAUUAUAGCAAUACUAACAAUAAUCAUUAUCGUCAAGAUUCAUCAAGUUCUAUUUCUUCUAUUGGUUCAAAUAAUUCUCCAAGUAGUGUUUAUUCAAUAAGUCCAAAACAUAAUCAUAAAUCUAUUAUUGCCAACAAUAAUAGCCACAACAACAACAAUGGUGGUGGUGGUGGUGGUAGUGGUGUUUGUCAAAUCAUUGAUCCAAUAAUUGAAUUGACGGCACAAAAAGAAGAAUUAGAAUUGAAAAAUUUCUUAUCAAGAAAAUUUGGUACCACCACCACCACCACAACAACAACCACUAGUACUGGUAAUAACAAUUAUGGAUAUGGUUAUCAUGCAGCUUAUGGUUAUAAUGUUGCCAAUAACUUUUAA
Molecule: messenger RNA, 1122 nt
Organism: Candida albicans SC5314
Lineage: Eukaryota; Fungi; Ascomycota; Pichiomycetes; Serinales; Debaryomycetaceae
Gene: PCL1
Product: Pcl1p
Exons: 1
Coding region: 1-1122 (373 amino acids)
Biological process (GO): regulation of cyclin-dependent protein serine/threonine kinase activity
Cellular component (GO): cyclin-dependent protein kinase holoenzyme complex; nucleus
Molecular function (GO): protein kinase binding; cyclin-dependent protein serine/threonine kinase regulator activity
Source: RefSeq, a predicted model, not a curated record